AUGAGCACCGAGGAAAGAUUAGCUACUGUCAGCAAACAAAGGUUAUGUCGCAAUUGUUUGAGGAAGCACCCCGGUGAAACGUGCAAAUCUGGAAACUGCAGAAAAUGUGGUUUACUCCACCAUACCCUGCUGCACAACGCUCUUGAGCCACCAAAUUUUCAACAAACUCCGUCAACAUUGUACACUGCUCAUGCUAGUGGUAAUCCGGCCGCCCAAUCGCUGAUUUCGGCCCUUGAUUUAGCCACUAAUAUUGACGCCUCCAAUGUUCUGCUUGCCACUGUUGCCAUCAACGUUUUGGACAAACACGGACGACCACACGCCUGUCGCGCUGUUUUGGAUUGCGCGUCCCAAGUUAGCUUCAUCAGCGAGAGCUUUUCUAACGAACUCGGCCUGGAUCUGGUGGAAGCAGACAUGGACUUAGAAGGAAUAUCAUCCACUCCUGCACACGCAGACAAAUGCGUGCAAAUUAUCAUUGCAUCCCGAUGCUCGGACUAUCGCACUACCGUUCCAUGUAUGUUGCUAGAAAGGAUUACUAAAACACUACCUGUAAAGCAAGCUAAUAUCGACGGUUGGCCAAUUCCUUCCUCCAUCAACCUUGCUGAUCCUCUGUUUCAUCGCCCUGGUAAGAUCAACGUCCUGCUCGGCAUUGAACUGUGCUUUCAGUUGCUCGAACCUGGCCAAAUUACCCUCAGCACCGAUGAUAGCUUCCCCACUUUGCAAAACACCAAAUUGGGAUGGGUGGUUGCUGGUCGUUAUCGAGAUACCGGCGUUUUACGGCAGAGUAAAAUUUCAACGUGUUUUUUGACGUCAACUGAUGAAAGCCUUUGCCAGCAAUUGCGACGCUUUUGGGAGCUUGAAGAGUACGUUGAAACUUCAUCUCAUUUCAGUGAGGAGGAAAAACUGUGCGAAGAAUAUUUUCUCAAACAUACCGUUCGGGAUGCCAGCGGGAAAUUUACAGUUCGGCUACCAUUUCUUCACCCCCCGAGUCAACUUGGCGACUCGAGGCAAAUGGCUGAGAAACGUUUGAGCCACAUCGAGCGAAAAUUACAUCGAAACCCUCAACUCAAGCACGAAUAUCAUGCUUUUCUUCGGGAGUACCUCGAACUCAGGCAUAUGACGCUUGCUGAGUACCCAGCACCCAAAGGUAGCGUAUAUCUCCCCCAUCAUUGUGUAGUCAAAGAAGCCAGUUCUACUACAAAAUGUCGCGUCGUCUUUGACGCCUCAGCGAAGACGACCAGCACUAAAUCACUUAAUGACGUGCUUAUGGCCGGGCCCGUUCUACAAGACUCGUUGGUCAACAUUCUUCUUCGGUUUCGUUUGCCGGCAUUUGUGGUCACCGGUGAUAUAAAACAAAUGUAUCGUGAGGUUGAAAUCCACGAAGCGGAUCGUGAUUUUCAACGGAUCCCUUGGCGAUGGUCGAGCGACGAGCCGGUAAGCGAGUAUCGGCGGAAUACUGUCACAUACGGAACCAAAAGUGCAUCGUAUUUGGCGACAAAAUGUGUACAGCGACUGUUGGAAUCGCACAGACAACAGCAUCCGACGGCGGUUGAGAAAGCAGAAAAGGGAACCUACGUAGACGAUGUUCUGACUGGCGCUGAUUCCGAAGAAGAAGCCAUCCUACUACGACAGCAGUUAUCAACGAUUUUUGCCACCGGUAGAUUCUACUUGCGGAAGUGGGCAUCAAACAGCGCAGCAGUCCUAGACGGUGUUCCAGCCGCCGAUCUCGAAAUGCAAACAUCGAUUGAAAUCAACGAUACACACACUAUCAAGGCCCUCGGCAUCCACUGGCAACCGUGCAGCGACCAGUUCCAGUUUUCAAACAUACCGAACAAGAUCUUUCAGCCCACUAAGCGGACCAUGCUUUCUCAAAUCGCCAGUAUUUUCGACCCGCUUGGACUAUUGGCCCCGAUCGUCGUGAAAGCAAAGAUGGUCAUGCAACAAUUGUGGGAGUUGAAGGUGGCCUGGGAUGAAACUCCCCCCGGUGAGUUAGUUCAACAUUGGUUAGUGUUUGUGCAAAGCCUUUCCGAUCUCAAUUCAUUGCAGGUACCACGUCGAGUAAUCGGCACGCAGGGAACGUCGCGAUAUUACCUGCACGGCUACAGUGAUGCAUCCGAGCGAGCCAUGGGAGCGUGCGUCUACAUCCGAGCCAUUGACGACGACGGUAACACAUCAUCGCAUCUUUUGUGUGCGAAAUCUCGGACUGCACCGAUCGGCAAUGGACGAACAACGCUGCCCCGUCUGGAGUUAUGUGCAGCUGUCAUCCUCUCCCGACUGAUGGUGAACGUGAAGACCGCACUCGCAUUGUCCUUUCACGAAAUGCGAGCUUAUUCGGAUUCAACGGUGGCACUGGCAUGGAUUGCUGGUGGUGCUUCAAGGUGGAAGACUUUCAUUGCCAAUCGAGUGGCAGAAAUAACCACCCAUCUUCCUGCAAUCAACUGGCAACAUGUGGACACGCACCAUAACCCAGCCGACCUGAUUUCAAGAGGAGUUUCGCCAGACAAAAUAAUUAAGAAUUCGCUUUGGUGGCAUGGCCCGACCUGGUGCGGCUCUAAUGAUGAUGGGGACAACCUGCCCAUUGUUGGGCUUAAUGCUGCUCAGCAACGACAGGUAGAUAGGGAGCAACGCAUUUCAGCAACCGUGUAUCUAGCUGUUUAUGAGAACAACUUUCUCGACGAGAUGCUGAACAGGUACUACCGGAAUAUGCAGCUUCUUUUGCGCAUCACCGCUCGUAUAAUGCGCUUUCGCCACCGAGCCAAUAGAGUGGAAUCCCGUUUAACACCGCUCGAAAUUGACAACGCAAUGCAAAUCUUCGUGAGGCACGUUCAGAAUCAACACUAUGGUAAGGAGAUCAACCAACUUGAUAAGAAUCGUGACGUCAAUUGCACCAGCUCUCUUUGCCAACUUAAACCGUUCUUGGAUGAAAAUCAUCUGCUCAGGGUGGGCGGCAGACUGCAACUAUCAGAUCUCAGCUACGAUACGAAACAUCCGAUCUUGUUGCCUCACAAUUCAGUUCUCACCGCACUUGUUCUUCACCACGAGCACCAUGCGCAACUUCAUUGUGGUCCACAAUCGCCUUUGGCAGCAGUACGCAGACGUUUUUGGAUCACUCGUGGGACGAGUGCAGCCCGGAAUAUCUGUCGAGCAUGCGUUGAAUGCGUUCGAGCGAAGCCUGUACCAGUUCAUCAGCUCAUGGGACAACUUCCAGAGGACCGCUUGAAACCACUACCACCCUUUUCCAUCACCGGCAUUGACUACGCUGGGCCCGUCAACAUCAUCGGUCGUCGAACCCGUGGUGCUGCGGCCUCUAAGGGCUACAUCGCACUGUUCGUAUGCUUUUCAACACGAGCCGUACAUUUAGAAGCAGUUACCGACCUCAGCACGACUGCCUUCAUCGCCGCUUUCACUCGCUUUAGCAGUCGGUACGGAUUACCAAACAAAAUCUAUUCGGACAACGCUACUAACCUUCGGGGAGCGGCAAGGAAGUUUCGUGAACUAUAUCAACAGAUCAACACAACAGAGAGUGACGACGAGGUUGUUGAUUUUUUCACCAACAAAGGCAUCCAGUGGAUGUUCAUUCCUGCCCGGUCGCCUCACCACGGAGGACUGUGGGAAGCUGGCAUCAAGGUUGCGAAGGGCUUCCUGUGUAAGCUCGGAGGUGACGCUCGUUUCACGUUCGAGGAGCUGAGUACCGUUCUCGCACAAGUAGCAGCCUGCAUGAACUCUCGUCCGAUCACUCCACUCUCCAAUGAUCCCAACGAGCCACAACCUCUCACGCCGGCGCACUUUCUCAUCGGGCGCCUACUAAACAGUGUUCCUGAGAUAAACCAGUUGGAGCAUGAGAUUGGAUCCCUAAAUAGGUGGCAGUAUGUUCAACGAGUCAGCCAAGAAUUCAGAUCUCGGUGGCAGUCCGAGUACGUACUAUCUCUUCAGCGCAUGACGAAAUGGAAGCGAGCGGCAGGGAAUCUUUCAGUGGGUGAUUUUGUCCUUUUAGUCACCGACAACGAAAAACCCAAGCAAUGGCCAAUGGGUCGAAUCGUGGAUGUGUUCCCAGGGCCCGACGGACACGUUAGGGUGGUUGAAAUUAAGACGACAAACGGUACUACCCGGCGGGAUGUGAGAAGAGUCCGGCGCAUCCCUUUGGAGGACGACGAGUACGUGCCCGGACGAAAUGGCGUGGAAAUUCCUCGACGUAAUUUGGUGGGCGGCUUAUGUCGUGGCCUGAUUUAA
Topomyia yanbarensis is the source of this 4227-nucleotide messenger RNA. RefSeq lists its product as uncharacterized. Bases 1 to 4227 code for a protein of 1408 amino acids. The transcript has a single exon. Gene Ontology annotation, biological process: DNA integration. The record is from RefSeq and is a predicted model, not a curated record. Gene Ontology annotation, molecular function: nucleic acid binding. Lineage: Eukaryota; Metazoa; Arthropoda; Insecta; Diptera; Culicidae.